CAUAAAUAAGUGAGAGUAUUAAGAAAGUUGUGUGAGAGGACAGCACAGGACAGCACAUCCCUUCAGGGAUCUACCAGUCUUUUUACUUGUUUGCUUCUCUUAUCAUUUUUGCAGUGAACAGUGAACUGAGGUUUAAGCAGGAUCUUGUCUAAGAGCUGAGAACCAUCCAUGCACAUGGAUGUUCUCCGUAGUUGUUUCAGAACCAUCUUUAUAAAUAUUUGCUAAUGGUUAAAAAUUAAACACAUAGCAGAAGUCUGAGACUGGGGAAAAGUUUUAGGGAAAGAAAAUAUUCUAAAUACGGACAGACACUCUUCACCAUGAAAUCAUUAUCAGCUCUCGUGUUUAUUUUGUGCUUACCACUUGGAAUUUUUCAACAAAAGGACGAUACAUAUCUGAUAGAAGAAUGUGUAAACAAUGGAUACACACAGAAGUCUUGCGAGAAAGUGUUUUGCCCGCCAUGGCAGAGGUGUGUGGAUGGCUCCUGUAUCUGUAAGCUACCUUACCAAUGCCCAAGAAAGGGAACCUUGGUUUGUUCUACAGAGAAGAGGACUUUAAAUUACUGCCAGCUAAAGAGCUUGGAAUGUCAGCGUAAAAAGAGCAGAUUUAUGUACAGAGGAAGAUGCAGCUCUCAAGAGACUUUUCAAGUUUCGUUGAAGCCUGAAAAUGCAACAUCAACAGGAAUUAUCCAAGUGGAAGUGAAUCAAUCCCCAAAGACACCUGUGUGUGGAUUUCAUUGGGGUAUGAAUGAAGCAAAUGUGGCCUGCAGACAUCUUGGUUUUCCAGAAGGGGCUGAUCGUACAGACACUGUUGACCCAGAAGAAGACUCCAAUUCAUUGGAAUGCCUUAAGGCAAGAUGCAGAGGAAUAGAGACCAGCCUAGCAGAAUGUACUUUAACUAGAGUGAAUAAAACUAAGGAGAAAGUGGCAAAAGUGGUGUGCCAUACAACACAUAGAGAAUGUUCCCCAAGAGAAUUCCGUUGUGUCAAUAGAAAAUGCAUCCCUUCCGGUAAGACAUGCAAUGGCGUCAACGACUGUGGAGACUUAAGUGAUGAAGUAUGCUGCAAAGCAUGCAGGGGGGGAAACUUCCACUGUCAUUCAGAUGUGUGUAUUCCAAGAAAAUACGUCUGUGACAACGAAGUGGACUGUUUAACAGGAGAAGAUGAGACUCGCCAAGAGUGUGAUAAAAAAAGAGCUGAAGGAAAUGAACAUUCGGAAGGAACAGAAGACGCUGAACAGUCUAUGGAUGAAGAAAGAAGAAAGAUCAAAACAUUGUUACCUCAAUUACAGUGCGGCAUUGCAAACCACACUGUUACUCGUCAGAAGCGAAUCGCAGGUGGAUUCACUGCAAGAAAGGAUGAAUUUCCUUGGCACGUGGCCAUUAAAGGGGAAGGGACAGAAGUGAAGUGCAGUGGCGUUUAUAUUGGGGGCUGCUGGGUUUUGACGGCUGCACACUGUGUUAGAGAGAACCGUGCAAAUACUUAUACGGUAUGGAUUGGACUGCUGAACACAGCAGUACAGUAUGGUAUAAUAGAAGUAUUUCAAGUAGUUAAAGUAAUAGUUCACGAGAAUUACAACCCCAAAACAUAUGAAAAUGACAUUGCUUUGCUGGAGAUGAAACCCAGGGACAAGAACCAAUCAACAUGUUCCUCGCAUGACUCUGUGCCAGUCUGUGUCCCUUGGUCAAAAUACAUGUUCAAAGGUGGCCACCAGUGCAAAGUGUCCGGCUGGGGACUCAAUGAAGAGUUUGAAAAGCAAUUUGGCCUUAAGUGGGGCUACAUUUAUCUAAUGGAAAACUGUUCUGAAAUCUACGGGAACCGGUACUUUGAAGGCAUGGAAUGUGCGGGUACGCAUGAUGGCUCUGUGGAUUCCUGUAAAGGUGACUCAGGAGGACCCUUAGUUUGUUUUGACUCUAAUAAUGUGGGGUAUGUUUGGGGUGUUGUGAGCUGGAGGGAAACUUGUGGUGAAAAAGGACGCCCUGGGAUUUAUACAAAAGUGGCACAUUAUUUCAGUUGGAUUGGCUAUCACACUGGACUGAAUCUCAUUUCGCGAUAUAACUAGUGAUUUGGAAUGUAAAUAUUUCUUUUUUUUCUGCCUCGGCAAUAACUGAAGAUAGGCUGCAGAACUUGUGACUCAAUCCAGCCAAAGUGAAGCAUUGUCCUAGUGGUUUCAAUGAGAGAAAUGUACAGCAUGAUUAUGUUUACUCAGAAGGCGUAACUUACUCCCAAGUAAAUAUGUGUGCAGUUGCAGCUUUAAGCUUGCUGAAAACUGUGGCAGGGAUGGGGAAGGAACCUUUGGCCCUCCAGAUGUUUCAGGCUCCAGUUCCCAUUAGCCCCAGCCAGCAUGGCCAGCAGUCAGGGAUGAUGGGAUUUGUAGUCCAUUAAAACGUGGAAGGCCAUUGAUUUCCCAUCUCUCACCUGUGAAAGUUAAAAGUGCUCCGCUCUGGCUGGAUUAUGCUGCAAAAGAUCAUCAGUUAUGAGUUGUGAAAUUUAGCAUUUAAUAAAUUUUGAAGUAUGUGUUCUUCUGUAAACAGUUACUGCAUUUCGUUUGUACUCCUUGUAUAUUCAAAUAAAAGUGAUGUAUACCACCAAGAAAAUGUUUGUUUUUAUUUUGGGUAUUGUAUUGAGAUUUGCUAAGCAGGCUCCACCGUGCACAAAAUGGCAUAAUACCUAUGGACAGAGAAUAUUCAGGUAUCUUACUGUACAGCCUAGAAUCCCACUGCUAUAAAUUUUCAUUUCAAACAGUUGCAGAAUCCUUUAAACUCUGAAGUCCUGUUUAGGUGCUAUUUUCCCUAUUGUUCAAAUGAAAUGCAUGGAUGAUGUCAUGGCCUUGGGCCAAUAAACUUCAACAUCUGUGGACAAAAUAUAUGUCUGUAUCCCUGAUUACAGCUGGUUGGGGCUGAUGAGAGUCGUAGUCCAAAACAUCUGAUGAAUCACGUUCCAGAAUUUCUUUAUUAUUAUUGAAUUUUUCCUCAAUCUUAUGGUCUUUCCUUAUGUAAUCAUAUAAUAAAUCAAAUUAUUAUAACAGUAAGCAGAAUUAGAAUGUCUAUUGCAGCUGCAGGCUUCCUUACCUUUACCUUUACCUUUAAAUCUAUACCUUUGAAUCUAUACCUUUAGAUACUUCCAUAAGGAAGCCUUAACAUACCUUAUCACUUCAUUUUGAAUUUUACAUUCAAAAUUUUACAUGCAGAAAUUGUUUCCAAACUAGUGUUUUGAAUGCUAGUUAUUAAGAAGCUUCAUUGACUCUGCAUUUGAUUACUGGGAAUUUGUUGCACAGAACCAAUAGAAAAGUCGCAUAUAUUACUAGCCUAAAUCAGGCAAAGUGUGGGAAAUACCUGUAGGGCUAAUUUUCUGUUUACUUCCUUGUUUCCUAAUCAUCAGUGACAAGAAUUACUGAGAAAUCAGCUGUGUUUUAAAGUGAAAGAAAUAUUUGUAUUGUAAUCACACAAAUCCCACAGUCUUCUGCACCCUGAUUUGAGAUUAAUCCCUACUGAACUGAGUGGUGCUUAUUUCUAAGCAGGCAUGGCCAAAACAGAAAUGUUCUUUCCAAAUAGCUAUUGGCGUACAGCAGGAGAAGUUACAGAAUGUAGAGAUGCAGACUUCCAGGGUCACUAAACCCAUUUCAAAAUUCCUGGAGGUAACCCGUUUUCUUGCAUGUCUUAAGGUGCUCAGUGUUUUUU
Messenger RNA from Zootoca vivipara (common lizard), 3675 nucleotides. Its product is annotated as complement factor I-like. The record is from RefSeq and is a predicted model, not a curated record. Gene Ontology annotation, cellular component: membrane. Gene Ontology annotation, molecular function: serine-type endopeptidase activity; protein binding. Gene Ontology annotation, biological process: proteolysis. Lineage: Eukaryota; Metazoa; Chordata; Lepidosauria; Squamata; Lacertidae.